This is a messenger RNA of Folsomia candida, 1206 nucleotides long. Its product is annotated as E3 ubiquitin-protein ligase MARCHF2. NCBI's taxonomy places the organism in Eukaryota, Metazoa, Arthropoda, Collembola, Entomobryomorpha, Isotomidae. The transcript is spliced from 4 exons. Gene Ontology annotation, molecular function: zinc ion binding; ubiquitin-protein transferase activity. Bases 335 to 1108 code for a protein of 257 amino acids. Gene Ontology annotation, biological process: protein ubiquitination. The record is from RefSeq and is a predicted model, not a curated record.
UUUUGAUGACAUGUACUGAACGUUACAACUACUUGUUAGUACGACAACCAGAUGAAUUUUCUCAGCAAAUAAUCUUAAGAACAAGAUCAUCCGUCUACUUUGACAUUUUCUUAAACCUAUCCAUACACCUAGGUACAUACACACGUGGUGGACAACGUAAUCAAGUUCAUGACAAUAAUUUUAAGCAACUUGUUCUUCCCACAUCCGCAACCUUAAACCAAUUUUGAUGGUCCAGUUACUUCAUUUGGUUAUUUCGAUUAUUGGGAUCAAGAACGUGUCAAAGCCACAACAAUUUUAGGAUUUGUGUAUAAACCAAGUUUUUAGGUUUUUCAUAAUGCUUUCGCAACUAGCGACAUUUGGAACAAUGUCAAACUUAGUAACGGAUAAUCCCGAGGAUUUCAGUUUAAUUCAACUGGGAUGCAAUUAUUCCAUCGAUAUGGCGUCCCUAGAAGUCAUCGAAAUUAAAGAUAGCUUAAGAAUAGCAGAAUUGACAUCUUCACAUAAGGUCGUGGUGAGCACUACUGCUGUGACAAUCGAACCUGAAUAUUGCUGUUGGUCAUCUUCCGUUGAGAUGCAAAGAAGCGAAGAAACGCAAACUCUAUCGAAUAUUUUCUGUCGAAUUUGUCUUGAAGGUCAAAGUAAUAAUGGCAGGAGUGGAAACAACGAGGCGUUAAUCUCGCCCUGUAAAUGCACAGGAACACUGGCACAAAUACACAAAUCCUGUUUAGAGCAAUGGCUUUCAAUUUCAAACACGAACGGAUGUGAAAUCUGUCACUUUUCCUACAAAACUACAAGGAUACCUCCGACUUUCAAGGAUUGUCUCAUGGACCCUGGCAAUACAUACUUUUGUCGGAACCUAGUGGCCGAUAUUAUUUGUUUUGUACUACUCACACCGGUCCUCGUCGUCUCGUUGUAUCUCUGCAUUCUCGGAGCUAACAAAUAUUAUUAUGAAUUUUCAUCACCAGAACAAAGCGUUGGUCUCGUUGGUCUAAGUUUUCUCCUACUUUUUGUAUACUUCAUCUGGUUGCACAUUACGCACAGAUAUCAUUACACGGUUUGGAUGGGGUGGAAAGCUACUCAUGAAAAAGUUAAAUUAGUUUUAUUAUAAUUUCGCCAGGAUUGAUUGACAGUUCAAUUAGUAGGAUAAUUUUAAAAGCUCACAAAUACCAUGAUUUUAAUAAAUUCAAUCUACCGACUUAAAAACAC